CCACGCAAAGGUGUGGCUCAAAAUGGCGUCCGAGGCAAGGUAUUGUGUGGAAUAUGCGACCACAGGACGGAGCAGUUGCAAGAAAUGCAAGAGUAAGAUAGAGAAAGGAGUCUGCAGGAUAGGGAAAAUAACCCCAAACCCUUUCAGUGAUGAUGGAGGUGAUAUGAAGGUCUGGUAUCAUAGUCGCUGUAUGUUUGAGACGCUCCAGAGAGCCAGGGCUACUACAAAGAAGAUCGAGUCGCCGGCCGACUUGGAAGGUUUUUCAAACCUCAAGGACCCAGAGAAAGACGAAAUAAAACAAUUCAUAAAAGAUUUCGCUCCAAAGUCACCUGCUAAAGGAUCAAAGAAAAAGACUCAAACAACUUUACCAGUCACGCCCAAAAAAGGAGGUGGAGGAGCUUCAGCCUCGGGAGCUACAGUGUCACCAGUAAAGGCCUUGGCUCCAACCACAGCCACACCUACUAGCAGUGAAGGGGGUGGGGCUGGCGGAAGUAGCAAUCCUGACAAUUCUUUUAGGCAGUAUCGGAGGUUAUGUGAGGACCUUGAGAAUGAACCCAGCUAUAACUCAAAAACUAAACUAGUUCAGAAUUACAUCAAGAGAGGGAACAGCGGAGAUGGGUUUAGCGGAGAUCUUUAUCUACUUGUAAAGCUCCUCCUACCAGGGGCAGGGAAGAAAAGAGUGUACAACCUCCAGAGCAAGCAAAUUGUCAAAAUACUUAGUCAAGCUUACGGGUGCAGUUUAGACGACAUGGUUGAAGACCUUGAGAAGGGUGACGUGGCUGAAACAGCAAAGAAGUUUUUUGAGGAAGAAUCGGUCAUAAAACCAGCUGCUAAGAGCACCUUAACAUUAUUUGAUGUUGAUAGUUUCCUCGAUAGGAUGGAGAAAUUGACGAAAGAAGACGAGCAAAAGAAAGAAUUUUUAUCAAUAAUAAGAAAGUGUACAGGUAAUGACAUAAAGUACAUCAUUAGACUAAUAAAACAUGAUCUCAGGACCAACGCUGGACCCAAACACAUAAUGGACGCACUGGAUCCAAAUGCUUAUGCAGCUUUUCAGGUAUCCCAUGAUUUAGAGGACGUGGUCCAGAGAGUUCUCUCAAAAUCGGAAGAAGGUGCAGGCGGAAAACCCGGUCUUACGAAAGAGUUGAGUAUCCGUGUGACUCUAAUGACUCCAGUCAAGCCAAUGCUGGCAGAGGCUUGUCGUUCAGUUGCCAUGGCAAUGAAGAAGUGUCCCAAUGGAAUGUUUGCUGAGAUUAAGUACGAUGGGGAGAGGGUCCAAGUCCACAAACAAGGAACUACUUUUCAAUACUUUUCAAGAAGUCUAAAGCCAGUACAGGGACACAAGGUAGCUCAUAUUAAAGAUUACUUGCCCCAGGCCUGUCCCCAUGGCGAUAGCAUGAUACUAGACUGUGAAGUACUAAUGGUUGACAUAAAGACUGGGGACCCUCUCCCUUUCGGAACACUAGGGAUCCACAAGAAAAAUGCUUUUAAAGACGCCGUUUGCUGCCUCUUCAUUUUUGAUUUGCUUUACUUCAAUGGAGAGAGUUUAUUGGAUACCCCGAUAAUAAAGAGGCGUAAACUAUUAGAAGAGAAUGUUAAGGAAGUCAAGAACCACAUUAUGCUCUCCGAGGCUAAAUUAGUUAAACAACCAGAAGAACUUUCAGAUCUCAUAAUGACUGUCAUUAAAAAAGGGCUUGAGGGGCUUGUACUUAAAGACACUAAAAGUAUUUAUGAGCCUGGUAAAAGACAUUGGUUAAAGGUAAAGAAAGAUUACCUUGAGGGAGGAGCAAUGGCCGACACAGCAGACCUCAUCGUACUGGGAGCUUAUUAUGGAACUGGGAGCAAAGGCGGACUGAUGUCUGUGUUUUUAAUGGGCGUGUACGAUAAGACAAACGAUAGGUUCUGUACUGUUUGUAAGUGUGGUAACGGCCAUGAUGACGCUACCAUAAUGAAGCUUCAAGACGAAUUGGACAUGACGAAGAUCAGCAAAGAUUACAGUAAAGUACCGUCAUGGCUACACAUUAAUAAAGGAUUGACGCCUGAUCUUGUCGUAUCAGAUCCAAAAUCGGCUCCUGUAUGGGAAAUCACAGGUGCUGAGUUUUCACAGUCGACCAACCACACAGCUGGGGGCGUGUCUAUACGGUUUCCAAGGGUAACACGUAUCCGUGACGACAAGGACUGGAACACGGCUACAGACCUUCAACGUUUGAAAACAUUAUAUGAAAAAUCCAAAGAAAAUCUUGAUAUAACUCUUCCUUUGGCUAGCACGUCAAAAGACUCCUCCCAAGACGACGAAGAGGAAAUGGAGGUGAACGAAGAUAAGAAGAGAAAAAGAGUGCCUGAGAAGGCUACACCAGUGAAGAAGAGAAAGAUAGGGGGUAGCAUAACUCUUCCAUCGGUUAGCACCUCAAAAGACUCCGCCCAAAGCGAUGAAGAGGAAAUGGAGGUGAGCAAAGAUAAGAAGAGAAAAAGAGUGCCUGAGAAGGCUACACCAGUUAAGAAGAGGAAGACAGAGUCAGAGAGAGAGGUUUGUAAGUACGGAGUGAAGUGCUACCAAACUAACGAAGAGCAUAGAAAGAGGUUUUCACAUCCCUGGGAAACAGCAUUAGGCGUAUACUGUGCUGGUACUAAGAUUGUUAAGCCUCUACCUGAUAUAUUUGACGGCGUCAAGGCACUCAUAGACCCUUCCUUAUCUGAAGCAAAAGAUAUAAAGAGAUACAUUACAGAUAUAGAGAGAUACAUUAUAGCUUAUAAUGGUGAUGUAGUAAGUGAUAUUGAUAUUAGUGAAGUGACUCAUGUAUUUACAAAGAAUAAAAAAUUUGCAACCGAUCAGGGGGUCCCUGAUGGUGUUGCAAUAUUAAGCCCAGACUGGGUCUGGGACAGUCUGGGAGAUGCACGUCUCCAUGAGAUUGCAAAUUACGAAUUAUAGAAAGUCUAUUUUUAAAAAUAUAAACCUGGUAUUAUGAAAUAAAUUUUCUUUAGAGCCACCCCUAUAAUUUAUAUCCCU
This is a messenger RNA of Amphimedon queenslandica, 3004 nucleotides long. RefSeq names its product DNA ligase 3. Gene Ontology annotation, molecular function: DNA ligase (ATP) activity; zinc ion binding; ATP binding. The coding region runs from base 23 to 2926 and encodes 967 amino acids. The transcript is spliced from 24 exons. Gene Ontology annotation, cellular component: DNA ligase III-XRCC1 complex; nucleus. Lineage: Eukaryota; Metazoa; Porifera; Demospongiae; Haplosclerida; Niphatidae. The record is from RefSeq and is a predicted model, not a curated record. Gene Ontology annotation, biological process: double-strand break repair; lagging strand elongation; DNA recombination.